Medioppia subpectinata is the source of this 2687-nucleotide messenger RNA. Lineage: Eukaryota; Metazoa; Arthropoda; Arachnida; Sarcoptiformes; Oppiidae. The record is from the annotation of a GenBank genome assembly.
UACUUUUACACGAAUGGUUUGACUCUUCGACCACUCGUGUCAAGCCUUCCUCCUCAGCGAAGAUGCGUCGGAACCGCAAAGAACGCAACGAUCGCAUUGUCGACAGGUUUGGACACAACAACCGAUCAUAUGGUGAUCGUUAUGACAGAUACUCGUCGGCCACCGAUCGCAACCACGACCACAAGAAGUCCCAUAAGAGUCGCCGCAAUUACGAGAAGUACAGAUCCAGAAUAAAUGUUUAUACGCUUGUUAUGCAAAACAUGUAUUCGUCACACAAAUACAGUUCCCGAAGAGAUUUUAGGCAUAAGUGUCCGUCUCUGUGGUCAUCGCACGACGACGACAGUAUGACCAGUACUGGCUCGUCGAUGACCUCCUCUUCGUCGGGUCUAAUGUUGAGGUCGUGUUCCAGUUUUCUCCACAGAUUCUCCUCACGACUCAAACUACAGACUCAGACAAUCACUUCAGACGACCAAAAACAACGACUCGUCACUAACGAAGACUAUUUCGACAUACACCACGAGAACAGUCGCACUCAAGAGCCACAAGCAUUGAAGAUGACGACGACGGACACCUCAUCUACAAACAAAAUCCUGUCCACUCUGGGAGAGGGAACGUUUGGUAAAGUGGUUCGUGUACUUGAUUUAAGAAACGAACAAGUGAUGGCUUUGAAGAUAAUUAAAAACGUGAAGAAAUAUAGAGAUGCGGCUAAACUCGAGAUCAAUGUUCUCGAGAAGAUGGCCGAAAAGGAUCCCAACGGCAGAAAACUGUGCGUAAAGAUGUUGGACUGGUUCGACUAUCACGGACACAUGUGUCUCUCAUUUGAAAUGCUAGGGCUCUCUGUUUUUGACUUUAUGAAAGACAACAACUAUCAGCCCUACACCUUAGAACAGGUCCGACAUAUUGGCUAUCAAAUGGUUUAUUCCGUUAAAUUUCUUCAUGAUAACCAAUUGACACACACGGAUCUAAAGCCAGAGAAUAUAUUAUUUUUUGAUUCCGAUUACGAUGUUUUAUAUAAUAAUAAAAAAAAGAGAGACGUAAAGCGAAUAAAGAGUAGUCAUAUAAAGUUGAUAGACUUUGGUUCGGCCACUUUCGACGACGAGCACCACUCGACGAUCGUCUCCACCCGACACUAUAGGGCACCCGAAGUGAUACUAGAAUUGGGAUGGAGUCAACCGUGCGAUGUCUGGAGCAUUGGAUGUAUUUUAUUUGAAUUAUAUUUAGGAAUAACAUUAUUUCAAACGCAUGACAAUCGCGAACACCUGGCAAUGAUGGAGAGGAUUCUCGGACCCCUUCCCUAUAGGAUGUGUCGCAAAACCAAAACGAAUUACUUCUAUCACGGAAGGCUCAGUUGGGACGAGAAGUCAUCGAAUGGCCGAUACGUACGCGAGAACUGUAAGCCUUUGCACAGGUAUAUGGUGUCGGACGAAGAGGACCACCGAUUGCUGUUUGAUUUGAUAUCACGAAUGUUGGAAUACGAGCCCAACCAUAGGCUAACGCUAAAGGACUCGUUGGAGCACCAGUUCUUUCGCAAACUGCCGCUCGAAUACCGUUUACACGAAUUGGACGCCAUUGAGAGCCAGAACGAGAGGGAGAGGGGAAGCGAGGCAUCAAAAAACGACUGUCGGGAGCGCUCGCAUAAGAGCGAGUGCUCCUCAGACCUGAUCCCACAUUUCAUUUACACCUCUGGAGUCAAACACCGCUAUUACCAUCAAAUCAACGAUUUUACCCAAUUAUGUAAUCAAUUGAACGGUUGCUUUGGUUUGUUUGGUUCCGAUCAUCACUUCAAUCCUAACUCUCGACAUUCUGGUCACCAGAAUAUGGGCUCUAUUUUGCAAAACAGCUGUCUAAAGAGUAGUGAAGAGUCACUGAAGACGCGAUGUUUCGCUUGUUUUGUUCAAUUGUCGUGUAAUUUAUGCGUUAAUGAGAGCCAAAGUGUGGCACAAAUGAGUGUUGAGACGACCGGUCACUGCAUUCGCGUCACAAUCGAUGGCAAAGACAUCGCAUUCAAAGUCACACCAAAUGACCGGCGGAUCACAUGUUUGGGACCAUUGACUGCAUUUCGAUGUCAUUAUAAUACCAGUCAUUGUCUCAACAUUUGGUUCACAACAUCCGCUCAAAUGGACAUACCGCCGAAGCGGAUAAUCCCGAAGACAUCGCUUCCCGUCAACAUUGAAAUAGUAAACGAGUUUUUUUGUCACAAUCACAGCCACGACUCGGAAGAUCCGGUCAAUGAUCUCCAUCAACGCAUCCACAUGUUAAGCAUCAAUGAAGACAACACUAAUGAGACGCAAGACAUGACACGACCACCACUUCUGUCCACUUUGGAUCAAAUUAUGACAAUUAUUGACCAAAAAAUAGGCACAAAAUUUCUGUUUGAAAGCAACGAUAAAAAGUAUAGUUUAACAUCAAUUAGCGAUGCAUUUGAUGUCCAGAAGAAAGAGUUUGGACUCGAGUUUUCAAACCAGACAUCGGUUUUGUAUAAUAGUAAUGACAACGAAGUGAACGCUGAGCUCAAUAGAUAUCGGUUUUCAUUUGAUGUCCAAUGGUUUCCAAUUGAGACCAAACUAUUGAUACAUUUAUUUAAGACAUUAAUCGAUUCGACAAAAACUGUUUUGCCAUUAGAUCUCCGCUUUGAGUCCGAAAGUCAACUCUUUUUUGUCAAAGAAAUCUGCGCUCAAAACAAAUUA